Molecule: messenger RNA, 1768 nt
Organism: Aphanomyces astaci
Lineage: Eukaryota; Oomycota; Saprolegniomycetes; Saprolegniales; Verrucalvaceae
Exons: 2
Coding region: 1-1710 (569 amino acids)
Source: RefSeq, a predicted model, not a curated record
AUGCGGAAGGCGGACGGGGCGUUCGAGCUGGUGGGAUGCACCAAGACACGCUUGGACCAAGCUGAGAGGGAUCGAAUGGAUCUGAAGAUGGAAGUUGCACACUUAAGGGAACGGUUGCUUCAACGGAUGGGCGGCGAUGCAACGGCGCAGGAGUUGGAGGAGGAGAGCUUUAUCAUGAAGAAGGAGCUGAUGCAAAUGGAGCAAAGUCUCGUCGAACAUCAGGAGUUGCUGCUUGUCGCGAACACCAAGCACGAGAAGGCGUUGACAAAUCUACAAAAGAUGGAUGCCGCGUGGAAGGCGAGUGUGGGUCGGAUCCAGGCGCUGCAGUCGGAAGUCGAGUCACGGGACAAGCAGCUGGCCGAAGUGGACAUGCUGAAGAAGAUCCUUCGGGACCAAGAGUUUGCCAUCCAGACAUUGGACGGGGAUAACAAACAGCUUCGGGGACUGGUGGCAUCCAAGGACGCGACGGUCAUGGAACUCCAAGGCACGAUCGAACGCAUGCAAGUGGAAUUCGACCAAGUACACCGCCAACUCAAUGCCAAAGCAGGAAUGAGCAAGGAUGCGCAGCGCGGGGCAGAAGGCGAGCUGCAGGUCAUGGUCGAAAGGGCCGCGCGGUUACAAGGCGAAGUGAAUGCCUUGCGCGAAGAAGUCACUAGCGUGAAUGCACGGUCGGCUGAAGUGGAAUCGACGUCGACUCAACUCAAGUCGAAGCUGUUGCAUCUCACCGAAGAGCAUGCCACGUUGCAGAUUCACCUGGCGGGGAGCAAGGCCGAGAACGAGCGGCAAGCAGCCGACUCGUCGUUCCUCAAGGCUGAAAUCUCCCGGCUGCAGGCAGAGCUCAACUCCAAGGACCAUGAGCUACUACAGCACCAGCAGCUCAACUUGGACGUGGAAUCGGCCAUCAAGGACACGAAGAAGAAGAUUCAGCUCGACGAACAAGUGCGCCAACUUCAAACUCGGCGCAUGGAGCUUGAUGUAGAGAAGAAAUGCAGGGACCAAGCCCACGAGUACGACCUGCAGCUGCAGCGGCAAGGCGCGAUCUUGGCCGACACAAAGGAUCAACUGGACUCGGCACUGGCGCUGCAUCGGCAGCUGGUCCAUGUCCUGGGCAUCGACGACCCCUCGAAUCUCCACGACCAAGUGACCGCAGAACUCCACCAGAAAGCGACUUUGCAAGACACUGUCGACAAAUUAAGGCACAAGCUAGCUGUGGCUGAGAAAGCGGUCAGCGACCACCACAAACUCCAGUACGCGUACACAGAGCUCGAGGAAAAACACUCCAAAACUCGACUCGCCAUGGAGCGCAUUGUGAACCGCAAGACAAAGUUGGGCGGGGCAGCGCCCGUCGUCGUCGUACCGACGCCAUCACCAGCAAUGCCGUCGCCGGUGGCCACUGGAACAGCCGCCGCUGCCGUGUCGUGUUUGCCGACAGUAACAACCACGACGCCACCAGUGCUGGAGAAGCCUGUAUCAGGAACGGUGGGGGGGGGAGGGGGGGCGCCCCCCCUCAAAGACAGCACAGCCACCACGCCAACGAGCCAUUUGCACUUGAAACCAGCCCCGUCGUUUACGCUCAAGCGCAAAGCGCCUUCGUUUUCAACGGGGGUUAAACCUGGCUUGGCCGAGCUCAGGUCAAGGGUGGCGGCCCAGCCUGUAGCCAAACACGUCGCUGUGAAAUCGCGAUACAUGCAGCCACCCAAAUAUCUGUAGACACCGAGGAGUAAAUAUAGUAUUAAACGAUAAUAAUGUUACCAAUAAUGAUCCCAAA